AUGGCAUCUUCAGCACCAAAGAUCGCACAACCUGAGCGUCGCGAUGCACCUGAUGUUAUCGACCAACAAGCAGACGAGCUCGUGGCGCUCAUCAACAAAAGCAAGCACUUUAUUGUGUUCACAGGUGCAGGUGUCUCAACAUCAGCUGGCAUCCCUGACUUUCGUGGCCCUGAAGGUGCUUGGACGCUCAGAGCUCAAGGAAGAGCUCGCACGGGCAAGACUACCAGCACGCUCCAAGCCAUCCCAACACCAACGCACAUGGCUCUUGUCGAACUUCAGAAUCAAGGGGCACUGAAGUACUUGGUUAGCCAGAACUGCGACGGGCUGCACCGGAGGAGUGGGAUCUCGAGGGAACGAAUCUCUGAACUUCACGGGAACAGCAAUCGAGAGUGUUGCAAAGACUGUGGUAAAGAGUACAUACGAGACUUCCGGGCUGUAGCGACCUAUGAAAAGUCUGUACACGACCACCGGACAGGUCGCAAGUGCACCCAAUGCGGAGGCAAUCUCCACGACACCAUCAUCAACUUCGGUGGCAGCUUGCCUGAGGAACCACUUAAGCUCGCUCAAAACCACGCCAAGAAAGCCGACUUGUGUCUUGUGCUUGGAUCAUCACUCGGCGUUUCCCCAGCAAACGGCAUCCCCGAGACGUGUGGGAAGAGUCGCAAGAGCAAGCUCAUCAUCUGCAACCUACAGGAUACUUUCAUGGAAAACCUUGCAGAUAUGCAUGUUUGGUCUGAAUCGGACGAACUGAUGACUCGAGUUAUGGAUAGACUUGGCUUCACCAUCCCAGCCUUCAUUCUCAAAAGAAGACUUGUCAUCAAGGCCCAGAAGGAUGCACACGACCGCCAGAAGAUUAUACUGGCUGGCAUUGAUGAAGACGGCAUCCCUGUUACGUAUCUAAAAUCAGUAAAGCUUGAGUACAACAGACGUGUGGCAAGGGCUGAGCCGUUCUCUUUCACGUUUCGAGAGACUCUGAGUGAUGAGGCGCGGUUGAGUUUCGUACUAGAGUUCAUGGGACACUACAACGAGCCCAAUCUUGUUAUUGAUUAUACCGUUACUGGGGAAGAAGAUGUCGAGAUUGUGUACGAGCUGCAUUAUGACCCAAGCACGGGAGGUUGGAGCGUAUCGCAGUCGCAAUAG
Molecule: messenger RNA, 1140 nt
Organism: Fusarium sp. VM40
Lineage: Eukaryota; Fungi; Ascomycota; Sordariomycetes; Hypocreales; Nectriaceae
Source: the annotation of a GenBank genome assembly